Molecule: messenger RNA, 768 nt
Organism: Suillus paluster
Lineage: Eukaryota; Fungi; Basidiomycota; Agaricomycetes; Boletales; Suillaceae
Exons: 3
Coding region: 1-768 (255 amino acids)
Source: RefSeq, a predicted model, not a curated record
AUGAAUAUUAUAUUAAUCAAGUACAAAACAGAACGCCUAAUGAAAGAUUGGAACUCACCAGUUUACGCGUUUUUUGAUCCGACACCGCAGAUUAUCGAAAUUAAUGGCCGCCGCGCUCAUGAUUUCAAGUGCCAAGCCAACAGGUGCAAGACCAAAGUGUGGCGGUACCUUGACAAAGGUGAUGCCCGCUCGACUGGUAACAUGCGGAAGCACGUGCGUUCGUGCUGGGGUGACGAAGUGUUGAAAGCUGCUGAUCAGGCCAAGGAUGCCAAUGAGGUGCGCCAAGAGAUUGUUGGUAGUUUCCUGCAAAACAGAUCAAUCACUGCAUCAUUUGAACGCAAAGGGAAAGGGAAAGUUACAUACUUGCACCAUCAACAUACACCAUCUGCCUUCAGGGCCGAAAUUGUGCGCUGGGUGUCCGAGAGCCUGCAUCCAUUUGACAUUGUCAAGGACCGUGCGUUUCAGUCACUGAUGAAGACGGGGAGGCCCAAAUACUACAUACCUUCCCCAUCCACUGUUUCGCGUGAUGUGCGGCAUGUCUUUGUGCGAACUCGACAGCAUGUUGCUACAAUGCUACAGGAAUAUGACGGCAAAAUUAAUUUUACCACUGAUGGUUGGUCAUCGCCCAACCAUCGUGCAUUGGUCGCGUUUUCGGCCCAUUUCGAGCAUGAGGGGGAGCCGCUAAGCAUACCAUUAGACGUGGUUGAAGUCACGAAGGUAAAAACUUACCUAUCUAGUUGUGAAGAAACAAGGAGCCGACCAAGUUGA